AUGGCGUCAGACCCGCCCAUCUUGUCAGAGCAGGAGGAGCUACACAGAAGAGCCAAUCAUGUCACAGAUGAGUCCCUGGAAAGCACGAGACGGAUGAUGCUGCUGGUGGAGGAGAGCAAAGACUCCGGCAUCAGAGCUCUGGUCAUGCUGGACGAACAAGGAGAGCAGCUGGAGCGCAUUGAGGAAGGCAUGGACACAGUCAACAGGGACAUGAGAGAGGCAGAGAAGAACCUGACAGACAUGGCCCGGUGCUGUGGUCUGUGCGCCUGGCCCAUCAGGAAACUCAAGGCCUUCGAGGAGAGCGGCGCCUACAAGGCCGUGUGGGGCGGAGCCUCGGGUCAGGACGGCGUCGUGUCCAACCAGCCGCCGUCGUCCCGAGUGGUGGAUGAGAGGGAGCAGAUGAUCAUGAGCGGAGGACACAUACGGAGGGUGACAGAGGACGCCCGGGAGGACGAGAUGGACGAGAACCUGGCUCACGUCAGCAGCAUCAUGGGAAAUCUGAAGAGUAUGGCUCUGGACAUGAGCAGCGAGAUCACACAGCAGAACGAGCAGAUCGACCGCAUCCAGGGAAAAGCCGUCCUCAACGUGUCCCGCAUCGAAGCGGCCAAUCAGAAAGCCAACAACCUCAUGAAGCGCUAGAGGAGGCGUCGCCCUUUCCUCUCUUUCCACUUCCUCCUGCCCGCGGUCACGAUAUCCGCCCGCUGCUCCACCGUGCCGCC
Messenger RNA from Limanda limanda (common dab), 719 nucleotides. Its product is annotated as synaptosomal-associated protein 25-like. Bases 1 to 639 code for a protein of 212 amino acids. The record is from RefSeq and is a predicted model, not a curated record. Gene Ontology annotation, cellular component: plasma membrane; SNARE complex. The transcript has 7 exons. Gene Ontology annotation, molecular function: syntaxin-1 binding; SNAP receptor activity; voltage-gated potassium channel activity. Gene Ontology annotation, biological process: exocytosis; synaptic vesicle priming; synaptic vesicle fusion to presynaptic active zone membrane. Lineage: Eukaryota; Metazoa; Chordata; Actinopteri; Pleuronectiformes; Pleuronectidae.